Messenger RNA from Aspergillus chevalieri, 2172 nucleotides. Its product is annotated as putative C6 transcription factor (Leu3). The coding region runs from base 1 to 2172 and encodes 723 amino acids. Gene Ontology annotation, biological process: DNA-templated transcription; regulation of DNA-templated transcription. The record is from RefSeq and is a predicted model, not a curated record. Gene Ontology annotation, molecular function: DNA-binding transcription factor activity, RNA polymerase II-specific; transcription cis-regulatory region binding; zinc ion binding. Lineage: Eukaryota; Fungi; Ascomycota; Eurotiomycetes; Eurotiales; Aspergillaceae. Gene Ontology annotation, cellular component: nucleus. The transcript has 6 exons.
AUGGGAGGUGUCAGCCAUUCUGCUGCUGUCGGUCCCGACGGCCUGGGGCAAGCUAGAAAGCGUAAUGUCACCAUGGCGGGGCUAGACAGCUCUCCGGGGAGUGUAGAUGUGGAUGAUAUCGAGGACAGUGAGCUUCGGGAAGAGAAGAAGAGACAGCCUGUGAAACGCGCGUGCAACGAAUGUCGCCAGCAGAAGCUUCGAUGCGAUGUGCAACAAGACCCAUGGUCUGAUUGUUCGCGAUGUCGACGUCUCAAACUCGAUUGCAAGAUCGAAUCGAACUUUAAGCGCGUCGGAAAGCGAAGUCGAAAUGCAGAGAUGGAACGCGAGAUUAUUGAAUUGAGGAAGCAGGUUGCGAAUUCGCAAGCAAAUAAUAUCGCCCAGCAGCAGCAACAACCUCUCCAGUCGGCGCAUCCUACACCAAAGCAAGAAUCAAGCCAUGUCAGUCCGGCUGGGGCUUACCAGACGCCUUCUGCCAUAUCGUCAGACCAGUACAUGGGUUCUCAAGAGGCUGUGGCGUCCUUGUUAGACUUACGUUCGGGCUUUGAUGGCUCCAACUACAUGCGGAAUGGCAAUCAUCAGCUUAAGCGACUUGAAGAUGUCAUGGUCGUGCCGGAGACGGCAACAGAGUUAUUCAACCUGUUUUUCCUAUUCUAUCAUCCGUUCCUUCCGUUCCUCGACCGAGAGCGAUCGCCUGAUGAUUACUAUAACACUUCGCCGCUGCUCUUCUGGACCAUAAUCAGCGUCGGUGCGCGACGGUACCAAGGGGAUUCUCAUCUCCUUAACUCUCUGGCCGGUCCAGUGUCGCGACUCGUGUGGAGCACAUUGGCGGACAUCCCACAGAGCUACCAUGUCGUCAAGGCUCUUUGUCUGCUUUGUACCUGGCCCUUUCCAACCAGCAGUACCUCUACAGAUCCAACGUUCAUGCUGUGUGGUAUGAUGAUGCAAGUCGCCAUGCAACUUGGUCUUCACCGACCUUCGCACACUCAGGACUUUAGCAAGUUCAGAGUGGAACUUAUUGAGGAAGAGCUCAGGGACAAAGUGAGAACAUGGGCGAUCUGCAAUAUUGUGGCUCAACGGGUUGCGACUGGUUAUGGACAACCACCAUCUACCCUCUAUGAUUGGACGCUGUCGUGGAGCGAGUUGACGGACCCGAACUUUAAGCUCCCUGAAGGCAUUAAGCCGAGACUUGAGAUCGAGAGGUUCUGUAACAAGGUCACAAAGGCCCUCUACACCAACCAGCGAGACCCUGUUGGACUGUGCAGUGACCAAGAGCGGUCAACUUUGAUAUCGUUCCUCUCGCGAGAUUUCGACGAGCUUGAACAAAAGCAUAAAGCACAAUAUGACUGUAUCACCGACCUCUACUUGCGCGCCUCGAACCUCCACCUUCACUUAUCAGCUUUCUUCGACGACCCGACUAUUACAAAGAAUUACCGUGAGCGCCUCCUCACUCUAUACGCCACGACAACAUCAUUUCUCGAAGCAGCCAUGAACCUUGAAACUGAAGUUGGGCCGGUUCUAUCUUACACCCCUUAUUAUAUUUACCAGAUGAUGGUUGCAGGAGGAUGCACGCUGCAGAAGCUGGGCAAGAGCUUCUUCUCCACUCACAUCGAUAUGGAUUACACCAAGAACCUCUUCAACCGAACCAUCUGGGCCAUCCGGGGCGUGUCCGUGUCUAGCAACGAUCUCCCGGAACGGUUGGCAGAGGUUCUGGCGCAGAUGUGGAGAUUGGGAAGUGCCCCAACUCCUAAUAGCGAGGUUGACGACACUUUGACGUUGAAGGUACGCUGUCGCAUGAGUAUGUCGUUGCUUUACGACUCUGUAUGGAGAUGGCGGGAGGAUGCCAGGACCAAGGGUCGGAAUAUCGAAGCAUAUCUCAAAAACCCAACAAACCCCGACUCCAACGCAGACUCCUCAGCCAACUCCUCUGCUGCCGCAGGCCGUCCCGCAUCCUCAACACCAGUUGUCAGCGGCGGGGACCCCAGCCUAGCACCCGCACCUAUUCUCCCUCAAGCCAAUCUCGGAGUGCAAGGAGAAACACAUGCCCUACCGAGCGGGUUCAUGGAACCGAACUACGAGGUCUUUGACCCGCUAAACUGGCUACUCGAUGGUUUGGUGGAUCUGCCGUAUCCGUACUCGACGGUUUCGGGAAUGGAGGCUCAGGGCAUUGCCUAG